Oryza sativa Japonica Group (Japanese rice) is the source of this 1818-nucleotide messenger RNA. Its product is annotated as cytochrome P450 89A2. Gene Ontology annotation, molecular function: heme binding; oxidoreductase activity, acting on paired donors, with incorporation or reduction of molecular oxygen, NAD(P)H as one donor, and incorporation of one atom of oxygen; iron ion binding. NCBI's taxonomy places the organism in Eukaryota, Viridiplantae, Streptophyta, Magnoliopsida, Poales, Poaceae. Gene Ontology annotation, cellular component: membrane. The record is from RefSeq and is a predicted model, not a curated record.
CACUGAAGUAGCCACACGGUACGCGGUGCUCGCGCUCACUCGAAGAUGGACACGUGGCACGUCGCCGUCGCCGCAAUCCUCGUCCUCAUCCCCUUCCUCCGGCUCAUCCUCUCCCGCCGCGGCGGCCGCGGCGGCGGGAAGCGCGGCCGCCUCCCGCCGGGUCCUCCGGCCGUGCCGUUGCUCGGGAGCACGGUGUGGCUGACCAAUUCGCUGGCCGACGCCGAGCCCCUCCUCCGGCGCCUGAUCGCGCGGCACGGCCCCGUCGUCUCCCUCCGCGUCGCGUCCCGGCUGCUCGUCUUCGUCGCCGACCGCCGCCUCGCGCACGCGGCGCUCGUCGAGAAGGGGGCGUCCCUGGCCGAUCGCCCCGCCAUGGCGUCGACGAGGCUGCUCGGCGAGAGCGACAACCUCAUCUCGCGGGCCAGCUACGGGCCCGUGUGGCGCCUCCUGCGGCGCAACCUCGUCGCCGAGACGCUGCACCCGUCGCGCGUGCGGCUGUUCGCGCCGGCGCGCGCGUGGGUGCGGCGCGUGCUCGUCGAGAAGCUGCGGGACGAGAACGGCGACGCGGCGGCGCCACACGCCGUCGUGGAGACGUUCCAGUACGCCAUGUUCUGCCUCCUGGUGCUCAUGUGCUUCGGCGAGCGGCUCGACGAGGACGCGGUGCGCGCGAUCGCCGUCGCGCAGCGGGACGCGCUCCUCUACCUGUCGAGCAAGAUGCCCGUCUUCGCCUUCUUCCCGGCGGUCACCAAGCACCUCUUCCGCGGGCGCCUCCAGAAGGCGCACGCCCUCCGCCGGCGGCAGACGGAGCUGUUCGUGCCGCUGAUCAACGCGCGGCGGGAGUACAAGAAACGGCAGGGCGGCGCCAACGGCGAGCCGAAGAAGGAGACCACGUUCGAGCACUCGUACGUCGACACCCUCCUCGACAUCAAGCUCCCCGACGACGGCAACCGCCCGCUCACCGACGACGAGAUGGUCAACCUCUGCUCCGAGUUCCUCAACGCCGGCACCGACACGACGUCCACCGCGCUGCAGUGGAUCAUGGCCGAGCUGGUCAAGAACCCAUCCAUCCAGUCAAAGCUCCACGACGAGAUCAUGGCCAAGACCGGCGGCGGCGGCGGCGGCGGCCAGCGCGAGGUCUCCGAGGAGGACAUCCACGACAUGCCGUACCUGAAGGCGGUGGUGCUCGAGGGCCUCCGGAAGCACCCACCGGGGCACAUGGUGCUCCCUCACAGGGCGGCGGAGGACAUGGAGAUCGGCGGGUACCUCAUCCCCAAGGGCACCACGGUGAACUUCAUGGUGGCGGAGAUGGGAAGGGACGAGAAAGAAUGGGAGAAGCCAAUGGAGUUCAUGCCGGAGCGGUUCCUCGCCGGCGGCGACGGCGAGGGGGUCGACGUCACAGGCAGCAGGGAGAUCCGGAUGAUGCCGUUCGGCGUUGGGCGGAGGAUUUGCGCCGGGCUCGGCGUCGCCAUGCUACAUGUCGAGUACUUCGUGGCGAACAUGGUGAGCGAGUUCGAGUGGAAGGAGGUCGCCGGCGACGAGGUGGACUUCGCCGAGAAGAUCGAGUUCACAACCGUCAUGGCGAAGCCGCUGCGCGCUCGUCUCGUGCCCAGAAGGGCCUAGAUCACCAUGUAUGUAUGCGUUAGGGUCACCGUUUCAGUAGCUUAGCUCAAUCCAAAUGCAUGCUUCUUACUACUCUAGUGGAGUUCUUAAUUAAACACUACCUAGUACAAUACAAUAACCUUUGUUCUGAAUGAUCAGUGGCGAUAUAGUGAUAUGGAUAUGAUGCUUCUUAAUUAAUUAGUUUCUCUACUUAGUUCAGUA